Molecule: messenger RNA, 814 nt
Organism: Bemisia tabaci
Lineage: Eukaryota; Metazoa; Arthropoda; Insecta; Hemiptera; Aleyrodidae
Gene: Prosbeta4
Product: Proteasome beta4 subunit
Biological process (GO): proteasomal protein catabolic process
Cellular component (GO): proteasome core complex; nucleus; cytoplasm
Source: RefSeq, a predicted model, not a curated record
CAAUUUGCCGAAGUUGAUAGCACGGGAUGACUAGUAGUAUUUUCAGUCAUAGAUUAUUUUCAUAGUUUAUUUAUUCAUAUUUUUUUAAUUUCGUUUAAACUUUAGUGCACUAUGGAGUGUCUAAUCGGUGUUGCUUUCAAGGAUUUUGUAGUUCUAGCUUCAGACAAAACGAAUGCCUACAGCCUUUUUGUCGUGAAAGAUGAUGAAGAAAAACUGUUCAAAAUAUCUGAUAAGUUAGUCAUGGCGAUUGCUGGUGAAAGUGGUGACACUGUUCAGUUUGCUGAGUUCAUAUCUAAAAACAUCCAACUGUAUAAAAUGCGCAAUGGUUAUUCUCUUUCUCCUAAAGCGGCUGCUGUUUACACAAGACGCAACCUCGCAGAUUACUUGCGCAGUAGGACCCCUUACAAUGUCAACAUGCUGAUCGGAGGAUAUUCAGAAGAUGAAGGAGCCAAGCUAUUCUUCAUUGAUUAUCUGGCAUCUCUUAUGGACCUUCCAUAUGCUUGCCACGGUUAUGGAGGUCUCAUCACUGUCAGUAUUUUGGAUAGAUAUUACAGGGAAAAUAUGACUCAGGCUGAAGCAUAUGAAUUAAUUAAAAUGUGUGUCCGCGAAAUCCACAAGCGACUUGUUAUCAAUCUAGCCAAUUUCAAAGUCCAAGUGAUCAGCAAGGAUGGAAUCAAAGACCUGCCUGAUAUCACGAUACAAAGCUUAGCAUCGGAACCACUGCCGCCAAAGAGCCCAUAGUGCUCUCUCUCCUCCCACACUCUAAUCUUAAUUUUAUUUUUUAAUUAAUAAUUAAUAAUUUUUGUACAUCAUU